Messenger RNA from Leucoraja erinaceus (little skate), 1245 nucleotides. RefSeq lists its product as uncharacterized. The coding region runs from base 185 to 748 and encodes 187 amino acids. The record is from RefSeq and is a predicted model, not a curated record. The transcript is spliced from 11 exons. NCBI's taxonomy places the organism in Eukaryota, Metazoa, Chordata, Chondrichthyes, Rajiformes, Rajidae.
CAUGAAUGGUAAUGAGAUGCGCAUGUGGAGCAGUGGGUGCAGCCAGCUCAGGUGUGAAGAGCUCCGAGAAACAGCUGCAGAUCCAGGGUGGAUGCAGAAAUGGAUGUCACAUGUGGAGCAGUGGGUGCAGCCAGCUCAGGUGUGAAGAGCGAGGAAUAGCUGCAGAUCCAGGGUGGAUGCAGAAAUGGAUGUCACAUGUGGAGCAGUGGGGGCAGGCAGCUCAGGUGUGAAGAGCUCCGAGAAACAGCUGCAGAUCCAGGGUGGAUGCAGAAAUGGAUGUCACAUGUGGAGCAGUGGGUGCAGCCAGCUCAGGGUGGAUGCAGAAAUGGAUGGCACAUGUGGAGCAGUGGGUGCAGGCAGCUCAGGAGUGAAGAGCUGCGAGGAACAGCUGCAGAUCCAGGGUGGAUGCAGAAAUGGAUGGCACAUGUGGAGCAGUGGGUGCAGGCAGCUCAGGUGUGAAGAGCGAGGAAUAGCUGCAGAUCCAGGUAGGUGUUGGUACUUUUUUGGGGGUGGGGAGAUGGGUUCCUUAUUUCGAGCUCUCAUCACUUAUUCCAACCAGGCAAUUAUCUCCACUUUACUAGUAGUUCACAAUUUUGUUGUUUUAUUGUCCAAUUAUAAAUAUUAUUUUGAAAUUCUAGUGAUAAAUAAAUUGUGUAUUUCCUUCCACUACCGUAUGGCCUGCUCUACUUCUCCAGUAAUUCAUUUUUUGAGCAUGUCACGAGUAGACACCAUUUUAGUGAUUACAUGAUACUUCUUUCCCAAGUCCAAAGUUUAAGAGGAGAUCGACAGAAUUGUAAUACAGACAACAUGUUGAUAGCUAUUUGAGAUAGUCACCAAUUAUCUGAAGGUGGGUCCUGACCUGAAGCGUCGCCUCUCCAUAUUCUCCAAGGAUCCUGCCUGUCUCGCUGAGUUACUCCAGCUCCUUGUGUCCUGGAAAUGCCUCAAAUGGUUUAAAGGCCAUGGUUUGAGUUGCUGCAUGAUUUUGAUAUAUUGGUCUGAGAUUCAGGAAUGUUUGCGGGGUGCAUGAUGGGGUACCAGACACAUCCAAGGUGAAUGAGAGAACAGUGGUCCCCUUCUGUUGUUUUUGAAUGAUGACCAUCAAAUUGAAUGACUAUUCUAAUUAUCUGUGUAUUUUUGUUCUGAACCUUUUUCUUUUGUUUACAGAGUUGAAGCUUUCAAGAGACAAUGAAUUUGCGUUUGAUCUCGCAAGAUGUACAUUUCAAAUAAAUGUUUUGCUUUCCUAAA